Molecule: messenger RNA, 1467 nt
Organism: Prorocentrum cordatum
Lineage: Eukaryota; Dinophyceae; Prorocentrales; Prorocentraceae
Source: the annotation of a GenBank genome assembly
GGGAGCGUGCCCGGCGCCGCGCGGGGCAGACCGCGGCCGAGGGACGCCCUGGCGGCGGCGCCGCCGCCACGCCCCCAUGCCGCGCGGGGGCAGGCUCCAGCGCCGGGAGGAGGCUUGGCCCCUGGCCGUGGUAGCCGCCGUGGGCGUGACCGGCAUCGCCCUCCCCGGCACCCUGGCCGCACCAGCCCCGGCCCUAGCCGCCGGCGCACGCGCCCCAGCUUGUAGCUGGGGCGACCGUGGGCGGCGGCAGCGGCGGCGGACGGCCAGGGUGGUGCUGCGCGUGACGGGAAAGACGCCGAUCUCGCAGGGCUUGCAGGAGCUGCGCUCGUUCCUGCCCUCCGAGGCCGAGCCGAGCUCCAGGUGGCGCCCCCUGAUGGAGCAGCUCGACGACCGCCUGCAGCUGGCGGAGUCCCGGGCCGAGCGGGCGGAGGAGAGCUUCUACGCCUCGACGCAAACGAUGAGCCAGGCGGCUGGCCGGGCGAACUCGGACCUCGCCGACCUCUUCCUGUUCUCCCUCGCGCUCGUGGUUGGCAUCCUGAUGAUGUUCCUCGUCGGGCUGGUCAUCCGACUGUCCGCCCCCGAGGCGCCGAACCCCGAGCCGUCCCCUGGCGAGCGGGCGCGCGGCGCGGUCCUGCGCGCCCUCGGGGUGCCGCCCGAGCGGCAGCGGCAGGACCGGCGCACCCGCUACGGCAUCAUCGGCGUGCUCCAGUGGCUCUUCAGGCCGUCCAGGAACCUGGUGGCGGCCCGCGGCCAGCUGCCCAGCGAGCAGGCGACGCUGCCCGGCGAGUCUGGCAGCUUGCCAGAGGGGGAGGGCGACGCCUCCGCCGCGAGCCCCGACGCGCCGCCCAGCGUGAGCGCGUGGGACGUCCGGAUCCGGCAGCGCGCGCGGGGCAUGUCGAAGAACCGGCGGCGGGGAUGCCGGGGAGCCCCAGGCCUUGGCCGAGGUGCGGGCCGCUCUGCGCGAGGCCAGCUCGCCCGAGUGCCGGAUGCCGGGCCGCGCGAUGGCGGCGCUGCAGCUGCUGCUGGCCUGCUUCAAGUGCAGGGAGGACCAGCAGGCGGUCGCCACCGCCCUGCGCGCGGCGGCCACGGCGCUGCCACCGGCCCGCUGGCGCUUCAAGGAGGCCGUGCUGAGGACGCUGGUUAACCUGGGCGCAGACGCCCGCACCGUCGCGGCGCUGCUGCUCCACGAUCUGGACGACGGGCUGGAGCUGCCGUGGGCGUGCGUCGCGCGGGAGAUUGCCGGCUGCAGGGCCCUGGGGGACGAUGUGGUGUCGGUGAUUGAGGAAAAGAAACGGCUGGAGCAGCUGGCGCUGCUGCUCUACCUGCGGGCGCUGGCGCAGCGCGAGGACGCCGAGGAGGCCUGGCCCGCCGCCUCGCAGCUCCUGCGGCUGCUGUACCUGCGGCGCGCGCAAGACUUCCGCGGCGUGCUGGUGGAGAUCGCGGAGGUCGAGCGAAUGCUCCGGGACA